This is a messenger RNA of Syzygium oleosum, 918 nucleotides long. RefSeq names its product aspartic proteinase CDR1-like. Lineage: Eukaryota; Viridiplantae; Streptophyta; Magnoliopsida; Myrtales; Myrtaceae. Bases 1 to 918 code for a protein of 305 amino acids. Gene Ontology annotation, cellular component: extracellular region. The record is from RefSeq and is a predicted model, not a curated record. The transcript has 2 exons.
AUGACGACGUUCGCGUCGGUCUCAUCCCUGCCAUUGGCCUACACGUCUGGUGACAAGUGCGAUCCUAAUAAUGAGUAUUGCAUUUACGAGAGGUCGUAUUUUGACAAAUCCACCUCAGCCGGUAACCUCGCCUCCGAACAAGUGACCUUUGAGACAUCCGAUGAGGGCACGGUAAAGGUGCAAAUUGAGGUGUUCGGAUGCGGCCACGUAAAUAAAGACGCUACGGAAGGGCAAGAAAGCGGGUUAUUAGGACUAGGCGUUGGUGAUGGUAAUUUGCCAAAUCUGGUUAAACAAUUAGGCUCCAAAUUUUCUUACUGCAUCGGCAACAUAAACGACCCGCAGUAUCAAUACAAUGAACUCAGCUUGGGGAACGGGGCGAUCAUGGAAGGUGAUUCUACGACUUUGGAGACUUACAGGGGUUUAUACUAUUUGGACGUCCAAGGUAUUAGCGUCGGAGAGAAGAAGCUACAGAUCGACCCCUUGGUAUUCAAAAGAGGGCUUAUGGAUCAAGGAGGAGUGAUUAUAGACUCGGGAACCACGCUCGCGCCCCUGAAGGAAGAGGUGUACGUUCCACUGCAAAAUGAGGUUGAGAGUUUGAUGGCAGGAAAGCUGGAGAGGGUGAGUAAUCCCGAGUUCUUUUGCUACGCAGGGUACGUGGAGAGAGAUUUGACGGGAUUUCCGGUCGUCACCUUGCAAUUCUCGGGCGGCGCGCAACUCGGCUUAGACACCAACAGCAUGUUUUUCCAGUUAACGGCGGAUGUCUUGUGCAUGGCCAUCAUUAAAUCAUCACCUGAUAUGAACGGUUUAUCCAUUAUUGGAGUGCUGGCACAACAGUCCUAUAAUAUAGGGUAUGACAUCAAACAGGGCAAGAUUUUCUUCCAAAGGAUUGAGUGCAGUGCUCUCCAAUCACUUGUAUGA